Messenger RNA from Drosophila bipectinata, 4996 nucleotides. It is a transcript of the gene MED1, whose product is annotated as Mediator complex subunit 1. The record is from RefSeq and is a predicted model, not a curated record. Gene Ontology annotation, biological process: regulation of transcription by RNA polymerase II. Gene Ontology annotation, cellular component: mediator complex. Gene Ontology annotation, molecular function: transcription coregulator activity. NCBI's taxonomy places the organism in Eukaryota, Metazoa, Arthropoda, Insecta, Diptera, Drosophilidae.
GGUCACACUGAAAAGAACAAAAUGGCUGUUUCGGCGUUGAAAAUUUUUUUGGAAUAUUAAAAAGAAGAAAAAGCUAAUUAAAUUAUUGGUAAAGAGUGUCAUAAAACAUAAGAAAUGCAGGAAAAGUUUUAUAGAAUGCAUACGUGUUGAAGUUUUUUCUAAAUACCAUUUAUCAGCAGCCUGAAAGAUGAGCGGUGCCAAAUCCUCGGGGACAGGCUUUGGAAGCCACAUCCCAAGCAUCGAGGAGAAGAACAAGCAAAUCCAGCAGGAAACUAUGAUGGAGAAGCUGCGGGCGAAGCACCGAAAUAAGCCGAGGACCUACGAAGAGAUUAAAAAGUCUGUAAGGAUGUACUUCAUCGAGAAGCACUAUCCACUGGAUCCCCUCUGCAAGGCCACGUUACAGUCGGCACUGGAUAAACUGCAGCACUACAUAAAGGUGACGUCUCGCCAUGGACUGGUAGAGAGGCUGGAGAGUCUGUCGCGGCAGCUGGGGCUGAAGUUCAUGGAGGAUCAACAGAUGCUGUUCAUUUCCACAGACAUGUUCUACGUGGAGAUCCUUUUGGAUGCAGCCGGCAGCCUACUGGACGUUAAGGUCCAUCACGAGUGCAAGAUCGAACAGCAGUCUAGUGAGCUGGUGGCCUGCCUGAAAGCUGGCGACUUUGCAGACUUUACUGUUCAGCUGGAGGGAUUGUCGUCCAUUUACCAGCUAAACGCCGAGCCCAAGGUUAAGAAGAAGGCUUUUGUGGCGCUUCAGGCCAUGGAGACUGACAUUCACAGUCUCUACCAGAUGCACUUGCAAUCUCAAUCAGGAAACUCGUACGAUAUAAUGGCCAGUUCUCCUGUUGGUCUUGUACUACCGCGUCGCGGAGGUCACCCUAUGAAGCUCACCUACUUCUGUCCGCCUCUCCACCUGCCCGAACACGACCCGAAGUUGCCCAGUGGGGACUUUACCAUCGAGCAAGUGAUGCGUAGCAGCUACGGACUGAAUGCAACCGUCAACCUGGAGGGUUCGUCAGCCAACAAGCUGCAGGUUACGCCUAUACUGUCAUUUGUCCGCGACCAGCAGACUGGAAUGGAGGUGCCAACUUACGCUCCGCUGAACCAAACCAACUCUCUGUUGAUGCCUGCUACCUAUGUGCUGCGCUUGAACAAGCCAAUGCCCGUCUGCGUGGAAUCCUUGAAAGCCCUCGGACUUCCGGGCUUAGAUGCUCAGGCCAAUCCUCCGACUCCUGCCACUACGGUUCUCAAUCUCAUUGUACAAACGGCUUCCAAGCAGGCGAUCAGAAGCACCCAGCGCGGACUGUACGUUAAUCUGCCAAAAGAGACUCACUGUUACUUUUUUACGGAUAACAGGCGGUUGCAGGGCACUUUGGUCUCCUCGCUGCCAUUCACUGAGCCCGCCCAGGUGCCCCGUAUUGUAGCCUUUCUGAAAAAACAAGCUCUCUUCUACACCCUCCUGGCCAGUUGCGUUCGGGAGCAGCAGAAGCAAUAUAAUGAUAUGGACAGCACUGUGAUACUAGAAGUGACGGCGGUCUCUUUCAACCAGAUAACCGUAGAGCUGCAGCACCCGUACGAGGAGUCGCUGGCCACGGUGGACUUUCUGCUGGAGGAUGGUCAGCCGACAUGUAGCGUCUUCUGUCUAAGUAACGAGUACGAAUCGCUCUCUCAAAAACUGACGCGUACCGUGCGACAGGUGGUCUCCAUCCCAAUGGUGAUUUACAAGCUGCUCAAGUGCUGGGAUGAGGAGCACGAGUUUAAGCUGCACGGUGUCAUUAAUCCGGGAACUGGAACUGCUGGAGGGGGAUCAGUGGGCGGCGGGGGAACGGUCGGAGGAGGAGGUUCCACCAGUGGCGGAGGUGGCUUUAAUCAGUUUGCAAUGGAUACGGCUCAAACCCCGGAUGGAAACCUGCCCGGUGGUAGUUUUGCGAAUAUCAGUAAUCUCAAAAUUGAUGCGAAAUCCCGGUCUCUGGCUGAUGCCUUCGCUGCCUCCACAUCAGCAGCUGCAGCUAUCGCUGGCCUGAUUAAUCUUAAGCGCGAGACAGAUCCCCAGGCGUCCAGUUCAUCCGCUUCCAGUUCCUCCUCAGUUUCGGCCUCGUCUUCGUCAGUUUCCAAAUCAAGUGAUCAGGAGAUUGCGGACAAAUACAAGAACAUAUGGAAGGAUAAGACGCCGAAUCUGAAGCACUGCGUUAGUAUUACGCCCAUACCAGGGGAUGGAAAGUCUGGAUCUUCCGCUGGAGGUGUCUCUGGCGUAGAAGUGCAACGCACUGGUGGCAUUGAGAUCAUUCCACUAAACACCCAAGCUUCCAGUGCCGGCGGAGGAACAACUGGAGGAGGCACUAGCUCAGCACCCACCACCAUAACCAUAACUCCCAUCACCGGUAAGGAUCCAAGCAAAGAAUCGACCAAGAAGAGCAGUUCAUCGGGAUCCGGAACCAAUAUGGCUACAAAGCGGCCACAUGAGAGCAGCUCAUCGAGUUCUAGUGGAGCUAGUGGAUCGUCAUCAUCCUCCGCUGGAAGCAGCAGCUCCUCGGACAUGCAGAAGGAGAAGAAGCGCAAAAAGAAACGCGACGAUUCCCCCAUGGGACCGCCCGAAAAGAUAUAUUCUCGUCAGAAUUCCCCAGCAGCUGGCGGCGAUGCCUCGGGAAGCAGUGGAGUGGUGAGAAAGUUCUCCUCCCCCUCAUCCUCGCCCAAGGCAGGUGGUGCCGGACAGGGUUUAAUGGCAGGAGUGCCGCCCGCGCGUCCAAGCCCCAAGCACUCACCGGUGUACAGCAGUCCGAAACACAACACCGCCUCCAACAGCCCCAAGUCGCCGUUUGGCACCCAUUCCCCCAAGCACGGAUCCUCCGGCAAGCCUAGCAUGUCUACUCUAAAGAGCGCGGCAACGGCAGCCACCAGCCUGAGUCCCAAGGGGGACAAGACUUCCUCGUCCGUGGGAGCUUCCUCGGUGAGCUCAUCAUCCUCAGCAUCGGGAGUUGGAAGUGCCCCUGGCCUGGUACGGUCCUUUGCCAGUGUGGGAGCACCGCCACCACCACCGCCAGUCCCACCGCUGGCCAGUGCGAGCGGAAGCAGUGGCCAAUCCCUGAAAAAGGAGAAAUCUUCGUCAUCAUCUGGCUCCUCCUCCUCCUCGUCAACAUCAGCGGCUGUAGGCUCGUCUGGAUCAGGAGGAGUAGGAGCCGGAGGAGGCGGUAGCGGCAUUAGUGCCAGCCUGGCAGCCGCCGUGGCCGCUUUGAAAUCCUCCCAAGCUCAGCAACAGCAACUGAAGUCUUCAGUGUCCAGUCUAUCGCAUUCGUCGGCUAGUGGUGGCCUCGGAAGCUAUGCCACCUCAGCCAGUGCGAGCGGUGCGGCGUCAGUGGUUGGAGCUGUGGGAGCUGGAGCCGGUGCCGGCGCCUCCGGACUGGAGCUGAGUGCCCUGCGCAAGGGCAUGGCGGGAGGUGCGGUUAGUUUGAUGACGUCGACGGCUCCUUUGGCAACAACAAUCCCGGCAGCAACAACACAGUCAGCGGCAACAUCGGUCUCGGCUCUGGCAUCGGGUCAUCCAAUAUCGCUGGCGGGCUCGGGAGCGGGACAAGUGCCAACGCCAGUAAUAGCAAUGCCACCGGCAACAGCAACAACAACAACAGCAGCAGCGGGGGGAGUAAUGGCGGCGGGAGUAUCAACCCCAACAACAACAACGGCAGCGGGAGCAACAGCAAUGCUGCAGCAACAACAGCAGCCGGGAGUAACGCCACCUAGUAGCUGCUUGGCCACUAGCGGCGACGGAGGAACUCCAGCCGGAGGAGCAGGAGCAGGUGCUUCCACGGAGUACAUGGUGAAGCCCAGCAGCCAGGAGGGCCUCAAGCUGACCAUCAACAAAACGGGCAGCGGCAAGAGCUCAGGCUCGAGUUCAAGCUCUAGUUCCAGCUCUGGUUCGAGCACCUCCUCCAGCGGAGCGCCCAAAACUAAGAGCGGCAGUGGAACGAACAUUUCCUCAGGGUCCUCAAGCAAAAAGCAGCACACUGGUCUCAAGCCUGGCGUUAACAGCGGUCCGGCCUCUAAAAAAGCCUCUGCAUCUUCAUCAGCCUCUGCCACUGCAUCUGCCAGCAAGCAUCUCUUCCAAAAGGCCAACUCCUCGGGAAAUCUCAGCAGCAAGCUCAGCGGAUCGGGUGUCGGAGGUGGUGGGGGACUGCCAUUGACGAAGAGCAACAGCACCAACUCCUUCCAGGAGCACAGCGCUCCCAAGCGUCGGCCCAGCAUGGGUGCUCUUGCCAGUGGCAGCAGCAGCAGUAGCGGCUCCAGUGGACCACGAAAAUCGAGUUCCAUUUCGGCGGGAGUCAGUGGAGCUUCAGGAGCCGUAUCGCCCGCAGCCCACAGCGGAUCCAUGUCACAGCCGCCGCCGCGAUUUGAUCAUCACACCGACAUGAUGACUAUACUGCAGUAUGCUUCUCCCACAAUGGCCGCCAGCAUGGAGGGCUUCAUCAAAGGAUUGCACAACAAAUUCCAGAUCCCCAAGCUAUCGCAACGUGGUACAUCAAGCAGUGGAGGCGGAGGAGUAGCAACUGGGAGCGGCGUAGCCGGAGGAGGCGGCGGUAGCGGUCGAAGUACACCCAGUACAGAACCUUCAACCUCGACAACUAUGUCCCUUGCCCCUUCAUCCUCGACUGCCGCAGCAUUGGUGGAGCCGGAGGCCAAGCCACCGGCACCUCCUCCAUCUUCGAGUGGCGGAGAUGUGCUGCUGAACUUGAGCAGCUCGGCGGCAAUGCCCUCGGGCGAUGGCAUCGAUGAAGAGCUUCUGGCCAGCUUGGCUGGCGAAUGACAGAUGGCGGACAACCAUGAGAUAUUCCUGUUGCUCUAUGCGAUUCUCACUUAAAACUAAGUUUAAACUAAAAUGUCAUAAGAUAUGAAGGUUUGGAGAUGGAUAGGAACACUUAUCCCAUUUCCAGUCCAGCUUGAAACAAUCCCCCAAGGCGAUUUUGUUUACAUUUUACGAUACGACACAACAAUUUGGUACAAAAUCUAA